AUGAUCUCUAUUAAAAAAAGUUUGAUCGUGUCCGCGGUAGUAGUGGCGCUGAUCACAACCACAGGGGGUGUGGACGGUUACGAUGUCGUCAUGUCGAGUAAAUUGACAUACAACAUGAAGAGAACGCUGCGCAUUGCUGCCGAGGAGGUAGCGGAAGAAGAGAUGGCAGAUGAUUCCGAGUGUGAGGAACUUGAAAUGGCCGAGACGGAUUCGGAAUGCGAAUCUCUCGAUAUGGCUGAAGGCGACAAUACGAAGACAAACAAUGCGAACCAACCCCCUAGUGCGGUAUCGAGUGGUAACACUGGAGAUUCGUCUCAAAAGCAAACAGGGGAGACCAAAGAUGGUGGUGGUGAUGCUAAAGAGAAGGGCGUCUCUGGCGAUGAUGGUGAAGAAUGUGAUGAUUCGCUGGAGAUGGCUGAUACCGACUCCGAGUGUAACUCGCUCGAUAUGGCGGAGGAUUCGAAAGGAGCAUCAUCCGACCCGGCCAGCGCCGCCAACAACGCUGGUGGGGCACAGAACGGGGGAAACGCUGGUGGGGGACAGAACGGAGGAGAAGCCGGCGGUAACACCUGGACGCCGCCUUCGAACACUGGAGGCAACGCUCCUACUACGAGCCCUGGUAAUACGAAUCCGGGCAAUGUCAACGAAAAUUACAACGGUAUGACGUCGAACAUUGACUUUACCGCGGUCCAAGGCGAGAUAAACCCUGGUACUGUGGUGCCGCAGUAG
This is a messenger RNA of Peronospora farinosa, 729 nucleotides long. Lineage: Eukaryota; Oomycota; Peronosporomycetes; Peronosporales; Peronosporaceae. The record is from the annotation of a GenBank genome assembly.